Molecule: messenger RNA, 1965 nt
Organism: Penicillium salamii
Lineage: Eukaryota; Fungi; Ascomycota; Eurotiomycetes; Eurotiales; Aspergillaceae
Source: the annotation of a GenBank genome assembly
AUGUGUCACCACACUUACCACCACUACCCUAGCUGCGGGCACAUCUCCAACUGGAAUAUCACCAGCUGCCAGGAGUAUACCAACAAGCUCCGCCUGGCCGGCCCAGACCGGAGCGCACUGUGCGAGGCUAUCUCUACCUCCCACGAUCUCCUCCAAUCAACCCAGCUCAGCAUGUGCAUCAGAUGCGAGUCCGAAUGGGCCUCCAGCAUCACCGAGGGCAGAACUCAGAAGGUGUACCAAGCGAUCGAAGGCAUGGACCACCCAGGAUGUAUCUUUGAGAUCGAGGCACGUAUGGUGAGUACCCUUGACUGUAACUCAGAAAUCGACACCGAUGACAAGGACGGUGAGAUUUCCCUGUACGCCAUCAGCGGCAGUGACAAGGACUCUGGUUUCUCGAGUGCUGGUGAUGGUUCGACUUCAGCUCCAGGCUCGAAGGCACACACAGCCAGAAUUUUGGACAUGCUGGACUGUACAUCCGAUAGCGAUGAGUCUGAUGACGGGGCUUCGGUGUGCUCUGAUAACAACAGUGAGCAAUAUUAUAGCUUCUAUGAUGAUAGCUCUUCGGUUGACGAUGAAGAUUCAUGCAGAUCCCCGUGUGACCGUGCAGGAUGCUGUGCUGACGCCUGUGCGACAAUCCCCUCCCUGCCCCCAUUGGACUGGGACAGCCUCAACCUCGAGACUUUCGGCCUUCAUGAUAGCAACAUCCUUGCUGAGAUCACCGUUCCAGUCACUAACUCACAGUAUCCCCAAGCUGAACUCCCUGCUAAGAUUAGUAACAGGGAAGAAGACCUUCCUGAGAUUGACCUAUCCUCGAUCCAGGAGCGCAUUGAAGCAUCCGUUCGCAGGCGCCUAGAUGAGCAGAACGAGAAGAAGACACAAGAGAAGAACUUAUCGCAGCUUCUCGACGUAGCCCUUCUAGAAAAGGACAAGAAUGACCGACGUGAGCGCGAGGCCGCGCAGGGCAUCGAAGAAGACCCACACCUCUGGGACACCGAAUCGAUUAAUGACUUAUUUACUCGUACAGCAGGGCCAUUGGAGAUCUACGAAGAUGCCAGCGAUGUCUCGCCACGCACCCAAGUCAAGGCCCGAGGGGACUCCCCUCGUUCCGGACCUCAGCCUAGAAUGCACAUCUACCGGGGAACCAUGUUUGCCGCCACUGAAGAGCAAGCAUACCAGAAUGGCCUACGGGAUAUCCGACCAUAUCUCAACCACUCAGGUCAAUGGGAAGGCCAGAUGCGGGCCUUCUCAGCUGAUGACGCAACUGAUAUGGGUCUGUUCGACGCAGUCCACCUUCGUAGGUGCUGCGAUGUGCGACCGCUUGAAUGGCACGCAUAUUACGGGAUGAUGCAGGCAGAUUCAGAGUUCGAGGCUGAGCAACGCCAUCUGGAGAAUAUCCAGAUCGUGCCUGGCUCCAAUAACCAGUUCUACGGGUCUAUCCUGGCGGAAGGCCUGGCACACGCUAGAGCGAUGGGCGUUUCAAACCCGCAACAUCUUUGGGGCUGUUGUGUUGAUGGCCAGUUUGAUAUGCCAUUAGCCGUGAAACACCAGUAUAAUGGGACGAUGAGUGCAAUUUCCCUGGAUGAUGGGGCGGAUAAGGGGCUGCUGGAUGUCCGUGAGAAUAACGGACUUUAUUAUGGGCACGUCGUAGUCGAAUGUGAAUUGGAAGCCUGGAAUAUGGGGCUGCGGGAAAUUAAGCAUGCUGACGGCUGUGACGGUUGUGCCGCAGCCGAGCCGGUUGACUUGGAGAUGGACGCGCUGCUUCCGAACCCAACGAACACAUUUUUUGGAUAUAUGUUUGGACACACCGAACAGGAUGUUAUUGAUCGUGGCCUACAGCAUGCGCUUUUAGUCCCGGGAUACACAAAGAAAUAUUCAGGCAACUUGCAAGCAGGAUCUGCUGAAGAAGCUAACGCGAUGGGGCUAAUCGGGGCUUCGCGUAUCGAGUGGGGGUUGCUGCAGGGGUGA